AGCAACUAGCAAACAUCUCAUCUGUCUGGCACAACGACGUUAUGGUUUUGGUAGCUGCGGGGUUUUUGUCCUAUUUUUGUUGAAUUUUCCUCAGCUGCACACAUUCCGUGCAGCUCGAGCUUUUUAAUAAGUAGCCAGACCGUUUGUCAAGCUUAAAAUACCGAAACCAGCCGAUUGUUUGGACUUUGAGGCCGUCCAAUCUAUAUUUUCAUCGCGUUUUUUCCCAACGACUAAUCAACGUUUUUUCUAUUUUUCCUUUUUUUAUUACACGUCAAAGUAUUGCUUACCACUUCGCCGACGAGGCAUAUCGAAAAUGGCUUUGAAUGCUGCUUGUUUUCCAAACGCAACCAGCACAGCAGCAGAAAAGCACGAGAUAAAAUAACAAAAAUAUCACCACCAGCUGCUCAAACUCACCUUUUUGUCAAAUCUGGCAACCAACAGAUCUGACCGAGCUGUCAAGUCUAGUAUUUUAACUAGUUUUUUUUCACGAUGCACAUUGGUCUCUAGUUAAGAGCUUAAGUAUCAGAGUCUAAAAAUUGACUUAUCUGUUUGACAGCUCAUCAUUCAACGUAUUGAGACUUUCCUGACUAUCACCAUUCACAUGCUUCCAGGAAGAGUUGCCCUGAUUUUGCAAACCUGGAGUGUUUUUUGGUUUUGCGUGAGUGUUUUUCCUGGGUCGUGUUGCUCGAGUUCUCAUUUUUUAAACAUUUGAUGUCCAGUUUCUCGUCUAAUAUGAGCAGGACUAGUUAAUCUAGUGAUUUUUGGCAGCUGAGGGACAUUUUUUAUUCGUUUUUAUCAUCCAGCCUUUUUGAAAGCAGCGUUAGUUAACAGCCGUGUUUAUUUACACGUCUUUGGUUCUCUCAGAUAUCAACCAGCCCCCAUAUCUAAACAUUUCCCUCGCUGCCUUACAUUAAUAUAUUUUAUAUACUCGUCUGGCUGGAUUUUUUUUAUUCUCCAAAAGCUAAAGGACGGAAAAACCACGAAGCAACGAAAGGCUGCUGGUGCUUGUUUUUCCCCCUCUCCUUUCUGACCCGGAUUGUCGUUUUUAUCGCGGAAAAUGUCGGCUAUUGAAAAACUGCAGAUGUUGAUCGAAGCAGCUGAAUAUCUCGAUCGAAGAGAAAGAGAAGCGGAGCACGGCUACGCCUCAAUGUUACCGUUCACCAGCAGCAAAGAUAGGGACGGCUCGAAGCGAAAAAUCAAAAGCAAGAAAAAUUGCAGUAGCAGGUCUACACACAACGAGAUGGAGAAGAACAGGAGGGCACAUUUACGGCUGUGUUUGGAACGCUUGAAAUCCAUCGUGCCCUUAGGACCAGACUCAAACAGGCACACAACUCUCAGCCUACUUAUGAGGGCUAAGGAACACAUCAAGAGGCUGGAGGAGGGCGAGCGAAAGGCUCAGCACACUUUAGACCAUCUGCAGAGAGAACAAAGACACCUGCGCAGACGUCUGGAGCAGCUGGGAGUGGAGCGCACACGCAUGGACAGCAUGGGCUCCACCAUCUCCUCUGACAAAUCUGACUCUGACCAAGAAGAGGUGGAUGUCGACGUGGAGGGAACGGACUAUCUGCUGGGUGAUCUGGAGUGGAGCACCAGCAGCGUAAGCGACUCGGACGAGCGGGGAAGCUUGCGCAGUAGCUGCAGCGACGAAGGCUAUUCCAGUGCCAGUCUACUUCACCUCGCCAACUCUCAGGAGAAGAGCCCGACGCUGGGCUUCAGUCUUUAAGAGCACAGAUCACCACGCUACUCUGCCACUCAUCACCCACCACCUCAACCCGUACCUCCAGUCAUCUCCUGCCACGUCCUGCUCUAAUACUCCAACGAUGUUGCCUCCUUUGUGACCGAUGACAAAGACAGAAACGGCCUUUCUCGAUGCUCUGACAAAUCCAGUCUGUUGUGUUUGUGUGUGUGUGGAGUCCAAAGGAGGAUGCAUGGAGAAGGUAUUGGAAUUCGACCGUGGCGUCCAAUAAACAAACCUCGCGCUAACUGGGAAUCAAGGCCCGUGUGAGCCUGCCGAAGACAGGCCUUCUCCGCGACCCUAACCGAUCCCCUCACACCAUCGGCUCCACUCCCCAAUCCCCGGUGGUGGAGGCAGAAUGUUAACGCCUGCCUUAGUCCAAUCAUAUCUUCCCACCUUUUCCCAUCAUCCAAUUAUGGAGAGAGGCACUCGAUCAGGACAUUCCCUCCUCAACAGAGACCCUUAAAGGGAUCCUCCGCCCAAAAAUGAAAAUUCUGUCAUAAAUGACUCACCCUAAAUUCGUUCGUCAAGCCUAGGACCUCCGUUUAUCUCCAGAACUCCUUCAUAGACUGAAACGCAAACAAACAUACAGUAAAUACAGACUAUAUUCAACAAUUUCCUGACUUGUGUUAGUUUCCAACGCGCGUUCACGAGAGCACCAAGAUGCGAUGACUCGUGAACGCGCGUGGAAACUAACACAAAACGUAUCCUUGUCGCUUUAUAUAAUUAAAGCUGAACCACUGGAGUGACAUGGACUAUUUCAACGAUGUCUUUACUCACUUUCAGCGCUUUGAAGUUUGGUUGCGUUUCAGUCUAUGGAGGAGUCAGAAAGCUCCAGGACCUUAAUUUGCGUUGUGGAGGUCCUAGGCUUGACACGCGACUUGACGGUGAGCAAUUUAUGAUGGAAUUUUCAUUUUUUGGCGGCGGUAUGCUUUAAAGACCUCAAAGCCAGAUGAAGAAUGUGUACCAUACCACGUCCACUGCCUACUCACUGUCUCGCUCUGGGACAAUCGCGCCCAAGGCUGUCUUUGACGGCCCUUUAUCGUUCCUUCAAUCAGAAUGAACCGUCCAGAAGACGCAGGGCUGGGUCACUUGACCAGUUAGCUAACCUACCAGAGCAUGGUAUUUUGCACUUAGACAACGAUUUAGUAGGAGUGGCCUCUUUACGCUCGACCGAAGCCGCUUUCGCCCUGUCACGCAGAAUGAACGCGGACGGGACAACGGAGCAAAAGGGCCACUUCUACCGUACAGGCAAGGAUCGCUCGGUGUCAAAAGAUGUACUGUAAUGUCGUUUCGUUUCUAACGUCUCUUCUAAGGGACUGCAGCUACUGUAGUGAUGUAUCAGGCGUAGUGUGUUAGCUAGUCUUAAAAAUAUCUACCUGCACUGUCUAAUUUCCAUCCGCCCGCCUGCCACUCCCGUCACGUGCUGGGAGUUAUCACUGAUGUGUCGUUGUUGUGUGUUUUUUACCCAGCAAGCACCCGUAAUGUUCAUGCUGUGCAGAAUCAUCAGGUCGGUAGCAAUACACCUCUCAACUGAACUGACUGCUCGGUUUUUGACAUCCGGAGCAAAAGAAGGCUGUCGGUGGGGUUUGUUUUUCGUUGUCUUUUUUUAAGCGUCUGUGCUUUUGAUGCCCCCGAGCUGCCACCUUGAAUUUUAUUACUACCGGGGGGCGACACACCUGACAUCGUCGUGAAGAACGGAGCAUGAGAUUCUUUGAAGGGGUUGUGGGUGGGUUUUAUGAACUGGGGCAGGGAUGGUUUUGAAAUCUGGAUCUCAGGUAUCUCUUCCUCUCUCUCUCUAAGGACAGUGGCGGUUUCCUGUGUGUGCGCGUGUUGCAUCCUCUUGUUAAUUUUUGGCUUACUUUUUUCUCUCGACCGUUUAGCACCAGAAGUACGAGGGCGAUUGUAAAAGCACAUUCCAUGAGAAGCAGAGCAGCGUGGUCGGGGUUAUUGCGUGCACUGCGGACAUUGAUAGAAAGGUCUGAGGCUUCAGGUUACCUAUGAGCAAUGAAUCCUCUCCGCAUCUGUGCCAUCAGGCUCAUUGUACGAGUGUGUGGAAGCAUGCGUGUGUGUGGUUUCUUGGUGGCUACAUUACUGCAUUGCAGUUUUACUUCGGCACCCAGCUAUCUACCAUUUCUGCUAAAUGUAGUCAUGUAUAUAGUUCACAGAAAAAGAGAGAUAUCUACCCUGUAUGUACGUAUAUUGAUAAAGUGUUUAUAUUUGAUCUACAUAUAUGUUCAAACAUAGACUAUAUAUAAAUAUAUAUAUAUAUAUAUGAGAUUAUAUUUAAGUAGUGAUUGCCUUAGUUGCUUUUGUUUUCCCUAUAUUGUUAGUUUCGACGUGUAGUUGAUUUGCACUACAUAAAAAUACGUAUAAUUAUAUAUUCGAAAACUUUACAUGACCUAAAAUUGGUGCUCUUUCACUUUCCUGUUUUUCCUGCACAAAAAAUAAAAACGUGUUAAAAAAGCAUUAAAAAUCGAGAAAACGCAUUAAAAAUAAAUAGGGGGUAUUUGUUAGUGUGUUGGUGGUAUUGAAGUGGUGAAAAGUGGCUAUGGGAAUGAAGUCCUGUUGUUAUUGUGCCUGAUGGGUCUGGGGAAAUGGUUAACUACAUACGUUUUCCUAUAACACUAGUGAGUAAAAUGAUGUAGGUUUUGUAAAGAGUCUUUGUGAAGGAUACACGUCUGAAUGUAGUGAAACCGUCUUCACUAUCGCAUCACAUGCCAAGAUUAACUCAGAUUUUACAAUAUGUCAUUUUAUAGAACUCGAAUGAUGCACCAAAAAAUCCUUUUAAAUAGAACAAAAAUAAACGAUUGUUCAUUCUUUACAUAUGGAAUGCUGCUGUUGGGUUGUUAUAAAUAUGAAAUGUAAAAAAAAGUAUAACAUUUUGUGUGCAUUGUAGCAAUGAGAGCAUUAGAGCACCGUGUAUUUUGGAGACGGGGAGGGGUGGUGUGUAUAAAUGUAUGUUUGCUUGUGACGUCACUGUCCACAGACAGAGAGAAAGGGCUCGAUUCUCUUAUUUUCUUCUUGGGAGGGUGGAGGGUUUAGGGCUGUAUGCCUUUUGUAUUGAUAUGCUUUUGUCUUGUUUUUAUUUGUUACAGGUGUUUUAAGAAAAGUGCAAACAAAAAGUGAACUUCUUUCUCAAGAUUGUGUCUUGUUAAAAAUUGGUGUCUUGAAGUUUCUCACGCCCACUGAACUUCCUUCUGCUUUCCGCAGUCUGACCCCUUCUAUGCGUAACCUAUCUCGUCGUCUUCUGUGAACACUGGUGACGGGACAUGGCUAACGCAUUGCGAGCGUUAUGUGAAAGACUGGUGCUGUCACACACCGAUGUGAAUUCCUGCUCCGACGUACCGUGUCCCGGCGCUGCGCUUAUCACAGUCAAUGAUGUCACCGUGGGAGGGGGGUAGAUGUACUACUUUGAUUUGUAUAUAUGGGUUAUUUAUCGUACGCUGAAAACGGCUAGAGCCUUAAGACAUACAAAUGUAUGGACUCCAUAGAUGUCAUCAGAAACCGAUGGCAGACGUGGUCCACAUGAGAAGAGCCCAUCGCCAGUCAUUCCCAUCGAUUGUGACUGCGUCUCAGGUGUUUCACACCUUCACAAAUACACACAAACACACACACUCGUCCUUCACAUACUGCCUCUUGUACGCUAAACAAAAGAGGUUUAUGUCUGUUUUACAUUCAAUCAGAAAUGGACAUUUCUAUGCUGUUACUUUUUAAGAAUUGGGCUACUUUGAUGUUGACUGCUAAAUAUGUGGUUAAAAGGAAUGACCUUAAAAUAAAAAACUUAAAAUGUAGAGCAGAGUUGUUUGUGGGGGUUUUUUUUAAAGAAAAAUUGACAAUGUUUAAUGACGCAUCAAAGCUGAAGCGUGUCAUUCUUGUCUUCUAUUUCAUAUGCAGCAAAGAAUUAUGUGUUUUCCAUAAAGUGUAGACAAUGUGCACAAUGGUACUGACUCAAACAGUGUACACUCUUAAAAAUGAUGUGUUAAUUAUUAACACAUCGCUUGUUAUGCUAUUAACACAUUGUGUGUCAUUUUGACACAUUUUUGUUGAUUUUGUGUGAAAUUAAUGAAAGGGACAACACAAGUUGUGUUUAAAGUAACACGAUAUGUGUUGUCCCAGAAAUAACACAGAAAUUAAGCAAAACAAAUGGCACAGAAAUUACACACUUCUGCUUUAGAGACCAAAUGGUUCGAUGCUUUUUUCUGGUUUGCAGUUUCCUUAAGUGUGUUGACAGAAUGAAACGGGAAGUAACUUGGGACAUUAAAUGGCUUGUCCUUUUUUUAUAUAGCAUUCUUUAGUUUGUAUCACAAGCAUGUGUCAUUUAUAAUUCAGAGAGCAUUUUAUUCGACAACAACUGUGUGGUGAAA
Molecule: messenger RNA, 6102 nt
Organism: Triplophysa rosa
Lineage: Eukaryota; Metazoa; Chordata; Actinopteri; Cypriniformes; Nemacheilidae
Gene: mxd1
Product: MAX dimerization protein 1
Exons: 6
Coding region: 1058-1723 (221 amino acids)
Biological process (GO): negative regulation of transcription by RNA polymerase II
Molecular function (GO): protein dimerization activity; RNA polymerase II cis-regulatory region sequence-specific DNA binding; DNA-binding transcription factor activity, RNA polymerase II-specific
Source: RefSeq, a predicted model, not a curated record